CCGGCAAAGCCUCGUACUACUCCCGCACGCAUGUAGAGUAGUGAACCCCCACACAGCACACGUGCUGGCCACCUCCCGCCUACUUAUACCCGGCGCCCUUCGUCCCUCCCGUCCUGGCACCUCGAUUGAAUCGGUCUCCUCCACGCUCCUCACUCACCUGCAGUCUCCUCUCCAACCACCAACCCACCCACCCCAUCUCCAUCGCGAGCUCAGCCAGAUCCAAAUCACGCGCUCGCAGACAGCAGCGCAACACGUACGAGUGUAAUGCCGGGGAGUGUGCCGCUGGCGCUGGGCCUGGACACGGCGGGGGUGCAGGUGCCCUGGUACUUCCGGUGCCCCAUCUCCCUGGAGCUGAUGCGCGACCCCGUCACCGUGUCCACGGGCCAGACCUACGAUCGCACCAGCAUCGAGUCCUGGGUCGCCACUGGCAACACCACCUGCCCCGUCACCCGCGCGCCGCUCGCCGACUUCACGCUCAUCCCCAACCACACCCUCCGCAGGCUCAUCCAGGAGUGGUGCGUCGCGCACCGCUCCAUGGGCGUCGAGCGCAUCCCCACGCCCAAGCAGCCCGCCGACCCGGACCUCGUCCGCUCCCUCGUCGCGCAGGGGCCCCGCCUCCCCGCUCUCCGGAGGCUCAGGGCGCUCGCCAGGGAGUCCGACAAGAACAGGCUCGUCAUGGCCACGCAAGAGACGAGGGCGGCGCUCGUCGAGGUCGCCUUCGGCGGAGGAAGCGAGGAGGCCGAGGCGGAGGCCAUGGCGGUGCUCGCGCUUGUCGGGCUCGGGGAGGGGGAGGCCGUCGAGGUGGUAGGAAGGGAGGAGAGGGUGACCAGGCUCGGCAAGGUUCUUGCUGGCGGUCCGGCAGUCUCAUUGGACGCAAGGGUUAACGCUGGCGCCGUCGUGGAGGCGGUGGUGUCGGCGUCGGGCGCGGAGGGCCGGACGGUGCUGGGCGCAGCGGACGGGGUCAUGGAGGGCCUCGUCGCGCUGGUCGAGGAGAAGGCCAACGCGCGCGCCGUGCGCGUCGGGAUCCGGGGCCUGUUCGCGCUCUGCCUAACCAAGGAGAACCGGCCCCGCGCUGUGGCGGCCGGCGCGGCGUCCGCGCUGGCCCGGCGCGUGGCGGAGGGCGGGGCCGGGGAAGCCGAGCGCGCGCUGGCCGCGGUGGAGCGGCUGUGCCGGGUGGAGGGCGGGCGCGACGCUGUGGUCACCGGCGCCGGCGGGGGCUUCGCGGCGGUGUCGGCGCUGGUGCGCGCAAUGUCCGGGCGCGCGGCGGAGCACGCGGCGGGCGCGCUGGUGGCCGUGGUGGGCGGGUCGGAGGCGCUGCAGGUGGAGGCCGUCCGCUCGGGCGCUAUGAACCAGCUGCUGCUGAUGGUGCAGGGCGGCAGCUCGGAGCGUGCCAAGCGCAAGGCACAGCACCUCCUGAAGCUGCUCCGCGCCGCCUGGCCGACUACCGACUACAUCGCCAACUCCGACGACUUCCUCCAACCAUACUAAUUAUCAAUUAACCAGGCACCCUCAUUGCGCAAUCGCAUUGUAGCAUUCCCCAAGCUUAAGUGAUAAAGAUCACUGCAGAGCUGCCGGCUUGUAUGCCCUUGCAACCCAACGGACCACCCCGUGGGGCGCGGCGCCGGCGGCGUGCAUGUAUGAUGCCGGUAGUAGGACGGAGAAAAUUUUCGCUGUAUCCAAUUUUGUACGUACGUAAUGUUGGCAUGGAGGAGGGGGGUUCUUGAUGAUUUGAUUAAUAGUUAGCAGUCACCGAUUGUUUGUA
This is a messenger RNA of Phragmites australis (common reed), 1762 nucleotides long. Its product is annotated as U-box domain-containing protein 26-like. NCBI's taxonomy places the organism in Eukaryota, Viridiplantae, Streptophyta, Magnoliopsida, Poales, Poaceae. The transcript has a single exon. Gene Ontology annotation, molecular function: ubiquitin protein ligase activity. Gene Ontology annotation, biological process: protein ubiquitination. Bases 265 to 1488 code for a protein of 407 amino acids. The record is from RefSeq and is a predicted model, not a curated record.